This is a messenger RNA of Lingula anatina, 2477 nucleotides long. RefSeq names its product putative NADPH-dependent quinone oxidoreductase VAT1L. The record is from RefSeq and is a predicted model, not a curated record. Gene Ontology annotation, molecular function: oxidoreductase activity. NCBI's taxonomy places the organism in Eukaryota, Metazoa, Brachiopoda, Lingulata, Lingulida, Lingulidae.
UAUAGCUACCUGAUUUGUUCCUGAUGGAACUUCAUUCUAUGCAGUAUUAAUGACAGAUUGCGAGGCCCUGGAAGCAUCUCUCAUAUACGAGGUCAUAUAUAAACUUUAUUCCACUUGAAUUUACAACAUUUAAACUUCCUAACUAAUCCUACAGCUGCUGCCAGCUAGACAAAUUCAGGCAUUCGCUUUUGCCUAUAUUGGAUGGCAGUAUUAUCCCGCUGAGCCUCAGCGAUUCAAGCGACGUCAACUAACUCUCGCCGACAGUAUUGUAUUGAACGUAGUCGACCAAUCUUGGCUGACUCGAUUCACCGAUUUAUACGUGUCUACAUAAGCGCAAGCGAGUCGCUGCAUUGCGUGAUACCGCAGUCUGCGAGUGAAAAAUCUUCCAAUAUUCCAAUAUGGCUGAGGCAGCAGCUACGACCAAGACUGAAGAUUCAGCGACAGCAGCGGGGGAGAAGGCGGCCCCGGCAGAGGAACUGGCCGACAAUGUUCCGGCCAAGGAGAUGCGGUCCAUCGUUUUGACUGGGUUCGGAGGCAUCAGGUGUAUGCGGAUUGUGAAGAAACCAGAACCUUCACCGAAAGACGGGGAGGUGCUUAUCAGAGUCAAAGCAUGUGGCCUGAGUUUCUUGGACCUUAUGGCGCGCCAGGGGUGUAUCGACAACGCUCCUCGCACCCCGCUAGUCAUCGGGUUUCAAUGUGCUGGGGACGUAGAGGCGGUCGGGGAUAAUGUCACAGACUUCAACAUCGGAGACCGCGUGAUUGCCCUUACGGACUACCACGCCUGGGCGGAAGUGGUCAGCGUGCCUGCGCAGACCGUCUACCAUAUGCCAACUGGGAUGAAUUAUCACGAGGGGGCUGCCUUCCCUCUGAACUGGCUGUCUGCCUAUAUUCUCUUAUUUGACCAAGGCGGACUACGCCCCGGUCAGUCGGUGCUGGUUCAUUCUGUUGGAGGAGGUGUGGGCCAAGCCAUAGCACAACUGUGUAAAACGGUGGAUGACGUCACGUUGUACGGCACUGCAUCUCACAACAAACAUGAGCAGAUCAAGAAUGACGUCACCUACUUGUACGAUCACGUGGUAGAUUACGCCCAAGAGAUACGCAAGGCGUCUCCAGACGGUGUUGAUUUGGUGCUAGACAGCCUGUGUGGGGAAGACGCCAAUAAGGGGAUAGGCCUCCUUAAACCCAUGGGACGAUACGUGCUCUAUGGUUCAUCGAAUAUCGUAACAGGGGAAACAAAAAGCAUUUUCAGUGUGGCUAAGGCGUGGUGGCAGAUAGACAAAAUCAGCCCCAUCAAACUUUACGAUGAAAACAAAUCGAUUUCCGGCUUCAACCUACGGCAGUUGUUAUUCCACCAAGGGAAGCACGCCUACGUGCGUGAUGUCAUGAACAUCCUGUUUAAAAUGUACAACCAAGGAAAGAUUAAGCCUGUUAUCGACUCGGUAGUUGCCUUUGAAGACAUUGGUGAAGCAAUGCAAAAGAUGCACGAUCGGAAGAACGUGGGUUCCAUCGUCCUUGAUCCCACAAUGACCUCUAGCAAGAAUGCAGCACCGGAAACAGUGAACCAAAACGAGGCUGAACACAAAGCUGACGACACCAAUGCAGAGACGAAAUAAAACAGCACAUCAAAGUUGUGAUCGUAUAUUUUGUGUAUAUAUUAAUCGUAAAACUAGAACUAUAAAUGGUUAAAUAUUAAAUACGGAUAUAAGAAAAGUAUACACUUUACUAAAGUGGUGCUACAAUUACAAAGAGGUAAACUAGACUGAGUUGCAAACGUUGCGUAUAUACAUAUAUUUAAAUUGUACACAGACCUGUAUACAAACAUGAAGUGUUGAUUUAAGGUCAUCUGCACGAUUAUGUGUGAUAUUUGUGAAACCCCAAAUAUACCUGUAUAGGAAUCAGAGAGACAAAAUGAAACAGAUAUUUAUAUGUAACAUUUAAAGAUAUAAGAUGAGAGUCUGCAGUAUUUAGAUUCAGACACAUGUGCCGAUACUGGUGUGCCAAUAGAAUUUUACAAAUGGUUUCCGUGCGACGUUGUCAUAACAUUGCCAAUCGUCAAUGGCCGUACGUAGAGACCAAAUAGUAUUUUCCAAAACGACUGUCAAGGGGGAGAAAUAUUCGUGUGAGCUUUCGAAGCCAAUGUAGCUUAACGGUUACCCCCAAGAGCAAACAAGACACUGCUUUUUUAAUCACGUUGUCUAUUAUUGUUGUAAAACGUUAUUGUGUCUUAGUGGAUUACAUCAACCUUGACCUCACACAGUACUGUGUUCAUUGGAAUACCAACGAAAUCUACUCAAAAACCAAUAUAGUUGACAUUAAAAUGGAAGCAUGGAUAGGAUUACUGAAGGACGUUCACUGCCAUAUGUUGCAUGCCAUAUGAUCUUGUUCACAUGUGAUUUUCAUGUAAUAGAUUGAAAUACAGGUGUAAUUAACAUACAAAGACUGUAUCCAAUGUGGGUGGUAUGAAAUAAAUACGUAUA